AUGCGCAGUACUGGUCUGAUAACAUAUGUUGAGAACUCGGGAGGCUCUGGGCAGGAGGGAAUAGGCCCGUGUUUGAAGUCAACCGGCACAUUAAGCUGGAGACGCGGCGGAGAUGCGCUCUUGUUCAAAGCCGUGGAAGGAACCGCUGCGGGGAACGUCCAAACAUCAAGAGCUGACCCCGGCGCUGUUUCCCCCCGCCACACGUCCCCGUCCCGCCGCCGUAUGCUGCCUGCGUACACCCAAAGACAAGCAGCGACGCACCAUCUGGCCCCGCUUUCCGAUUCCCCCGGUCUCACGAUGGGAAUCCAAACUAUGCCACCUCCAGGCCCCUCUGGGUCGAGUUGGCGAGGGUUGGAGGAGGUCUGCGCUCUCCCAGUGUUCCCAGUUGCCCUUUUCGGCGCUAAUCCCCUUGUGAUGGUUCCAGCGUGA
Messenger RNA from Knipowitschia caucasica, 429 nucleotides. The record is from the annotation of a GenBank genome assembly. Lineage: Eukaryota; Metazoa; Chordata; Actinopteri; Gobiiformes; Gobiidae.